CUUUGCGUCUUACGUAAUAACUAACUUAUUCUCUGGCAAAAUCUUGUACCACUGCGAUGGGCAUAAAAGCGGCUGUCCACGUCUUAUUUAUUUUUAAUAACAUAAUUCAGCCUAAUGCUGGAUUGGGGGACAACAGAGAUUACCAUGACGAUCUGGACGAUAAUUCCGAUGAUCUGCCCUAUGACUGGCAAGACCGCAUCCAUCCGGCCACCAUUCGAGCCUAUUUGUCGGACUUAAAUGGCAACAGGAAACUGGCAAACGACAUUAUAUUUGCCGAUGCUGGCACUGGAUUCGGCUAUAAUGACACCUCAGGAAACCAGACACUGACAUUAUGGGCGAAUGGAAAAGUUCCCUAUCAAAUCAGCGAGUUAUAUGGAUUCCAAGACCGUUUUAUUAUCGAGCAAGCAAUGUUGAAUAUUGAGCAUAAAUCACUCCAUUGUGUGACUUUUAUAGCGAGAAAGACCGAGGCAAACUAUAUUCACUUCAAGCCUGGAGACAAUUGUUCGUCUUACGUUGGAGUUCGCGGCGGUAUGCAACCGGUAUUUCUGCAUCCAAGCGAGUGUAUUCAGCUAGGAAUAGUGCAGCACGAGAUUCUGCACGCCCUCGGUUUGUUUCACGAACACAGUCGGAGCGACCGAAAUUCUUAUGUGGCUAUCUACGAAGGGGAGAUUAUGGAAGGCCACGAAUCUCAGUAUCGUGCUAUUCCAAAUAUGCCAACUUUCGGAACGGCUUACGAUCUAGAAUCGCUGAUGCACUACGGUCCAUACGAUUUCUCGAGAACCGUGAGUCGCCCUGUCAUAAUUCCUAGACAGAAAGGAGUCCAUCGCAUGGGACAGCGUGAGGGUCUAAGUGUCCGUGACGCUGCUAAACUGCGCAAUGCAUACAGAUGCCAGGUAGGCCGCGACGAUCAUGGUGAACAAGAACGCUUGUUUCCUGGUUUUUCGAAAGAAUCUAUGAAAGCCGAACAGUGUGCGCUACAGUUCAAUGAACACUGUGGAUAUUCGGGAUCUACCAGAGAAAACUGCACGCAUCAAAAGAUAUUGGUGAUCGACUGCAGCGACACAAUGAACGCUUCUGCUUUAGCACCUAUGGCCACGGCGCUGGGAAGGCCGCCGUUGCGCCCAUUGAUUGUCUUCCUCAUCGAUAGCCAAAUAACCACGUAUUCGCUGUCUCCGGUUGAUAAACAAAUAAUCAAGUUGACUUUAAUGAACUGUAUUGUGCGUGAUCCCACGGCAAAGCUCUCCAGGUUCUCCUUUCUUAAUCUGCAGGAGUUGAAAAUAUUCAAUUGUUGGGAUAUGCGAAUUAAAAAAUCCGACUUUUAUUCCGUACAUAAGUUGAAACUAAUAAUUUUUGAGCAAGCUACUGUUUUGUACUUGGAAGAAGGGACUUUCACAAAUCUCCUGGAGCUGCGAGCAAUUGCAUGGCACAAAAAGCUCCCGUAUAAUUUCGGCACGCGCAUUCAUGAACCACCCUACGAUAUCAAUCAUAUCAUCAAUGACUAUUCCUUCUUAGUACGCAGCAGGCAGAAUUAUUUGGAGCGGAUUCACUGCGACUGCGAAUUUUCAUGGUUAAGAAAAUGGCUGCAUCAAAAGAACUUACUCAAGGCAGUACCAGGAAAUUCUGAAAUUUUUUACUAUGCUACGGGAGGCGGGAACAGCGAUGUAGAGGUCAGUGACGUCUAUAUCCCGAUUGACUGUGCAGCGCACCCGUUUCCGACCGACCUUGGUAUGAUCAACUUCAACCAGGCUGCCUUUUCCGUUAACGAAAGCGAAUGUGCACCGGACCAUUUCAAUUCGACUUAUGAAAGUUUAAAAUUUAAAGAAACCUUUUCCAGCUUCGAAUUUAAUUAUGCGCAGUGUACGUCGCUAUUUGGGCGAACAUGCAGGCCAAGUGGCGUCUCCUUAUCGUUUCCUGGCUAUAGAACAGAGGAGGUUAUGCACUACUAUUGUCUGCAGUUUUUCGCUAACAAUUCCACACCGAAUCUCAGGUCUCUGGAUGUCGAGUGUUGGGCUAACAGCACAGUGCGGGAGGUACGAGAAAUCAGUUUCGCUCUAGCUAAGCCGCCCGUACGCAGUGUGGACUUAUCGCUGUUUGAUGGAGACUACAUUGUGUACCGUGCCUUUGCACCGAUGAGAAUGCAGGUCUCGAGAAUGAUUCUGUCGGACUGCAUUGGAGACCGCCCCGCAGCGUAUCUAUCUGUUUUACAAAUGAGUAAUUUGUUACAGUUCGUUGUCAGUAGUUGUCGAAAUAUUGUCCUACAAGCCGCAGAUUUCACACUGGUCCCUAAUAUUCGUGUUCUGGUGCUCACCAAAUCAACGGUUGUCUCCGCUACACCGUCCAUCUUUGCCGCUUUACCAAAUCUCCAAAUUCUCUCAUUGGAGUACAGAAUGAGCGAAGUGCUGAUGAAUAGUUUUCCAAGUGACUAUCAGCAGUAUCUCCAUAACCUGCACUGUGAUUGUGAAUUUGCUGACUACCGCAACUGGCUACAGUCGCAAAUCAUCGACCGAUUGCACAUUUGGACGCCACAAGACAUUUUUGAUUUUAAUACCACUGUGCAGUCGCUUUGCAACGAUAACUUUCUCCCUGCCGGUGCGAUAAUACUUUCCCUGAACUUAAAAGAGUAUGAUGUCGGACGGCUUAAUGAAUGGCUGUGUAUAAAAAAAGAAGACCUAUAUUUACCUAUUAAUUGUGCCGAUGCACGUGGUGGCAGUAGCGGAACAACGAUAGACUUUCAACAAAGGAACUAUUCAAUUAACGUUCCCAGAUGCGAGAAGGCGGUCUCGCGAACGUGGCUGACAGGAUGGCCCACUUCACCAGAAGGCUACGCAAAUCAUACAAAGCCGACACAAAACGAUUGGACAAAAAAGCUCAAUCAGCAAAUUCUAAGAGAGCGACGAUCCGAGCUGACCACAACAACAGUCGGAUCAGACGGCAGACUGUACCACUAUGACGAUCAAAUGCUGGAUAUUGAUCUUGUUUCAGCACCUGGAUACUUAUCUGACGACAAAUUUUGGCCGAACAACGACACGCAUAUUCCUUAUUUAAUUAGCGAUUACUUCGAUAAUGCCGACCAAGUAGCGAUCCAGGACGCACUGAAUUCGAUCUCCUCCUUUACUUCAUACUGCAUAACAUUUCAAACCCGCACCGAAGAAAAUGACUAUAUUUUGUUCAUGCCAGGAUACAGAUGUCAGUCUCAGGUGGGCAGGCAAGGCGGUCGGCAGAGUAUCACCUUAACGCAUGCUUGCAUUUUCUGUGGGGCCAUUCAGCACCUGGUUCUUCAUGCGCUGGGAUUCGUUCACGAACAUCACCGAGCGGAUCGUGACGAUUACUUGCAAAUUUAUUUGAAUCAUACGGAACUUUCGCCAGACAACAUUGUAUUCCGUAAAUUUCCACAGAUGCGCACGCACGGCGCAGAAUACGAUCUGGAAUCGAUCAUGCACCUUGGCGCUUUUGACUUGACAAACCCUGAACAUCCGCAUCUCCCAGUACUCCUUCCAAAGGUUAAUCUUUCACUGAAAAAGCGCAUUCAAAUGGGACAAAGACGAGCCUUGAGCGCAAGAGACAUCGUCAAGUUGAACACCGCCUACAACUGCACGAUGCUACGGUCUGGCAUGCAUACUGCUGAGCCCCUCCCGCAUUUUGAGAAGAGCCAUGUUCCGAUGGAAAUGUGUACGACACUGUCUAAAUUAAGGUGCGGUGAUAAGAGGUUACGUGAAUGCUCCAAGAGUAAAAUGAUAGAGCUAACGUGCGGCGGCGGUACUACAUCUGAUGACUGGCAAACUGCUGCGAUGACAGUUGCAUAUUCGCCCCUACGGGCCGUAUGGUUGAACCUGGAAGACACAUUGCAGAGGCAUGAUAUGUCCGGCGCAUUUUGGCACAUUAGACGGCUAAUCUUGGGAACUCAACUUUAUUUGUGCAAGAAUGCGCAUUGCACAUCUGUCCUUCGUGGUCUCGGCUUUGUGAACCUUAUGAUAUUAAGGGUAUCUUACAGCAGUGGCUUGAUCAUCAAGAAAACGGAUUUCUGCAAAUUAAACAAGCUGCAGAGCUUGAUAUUCAGAAUGGCAACUGUACAAAACCUCGAGCCGGGAACCUUCAGCAAUCUAUUGCAUUUAAAAGUGUUGAGCAUGGAAUCAGAUAUUCUUAUUGCGGCCGAAAUAAAUAAAAAUCUUAGUGUUAUUCAUCGCCUGGAAUACCUACACAAUUUACACUGCAGCUGCGAUUUCGCGGAGUUUCGCCAGUGGAUGAAAAACAACAAAGCAUUGCUGUGGGAGUUAGGACCCGAAGAGCUUAGCUAUGUUGAUGGCAUAUUGAGCUUUGCCCCAUUUGCGAGAAGCACACUCUACAACCCGGUAGACUGUCGGGAAAAUCUUACGGCAAAUCUGCACACGGCUAUAAACUUUGAUCAACUGGAAUACUCCAUUAACGAGCCGUUGUGUGAAGAAAGUGUUGCUCCAAUAGUUCAGUUUUGUGAACCGGAUAUUUCCUCAAGAGAGGGUGUGGAGUCGCCUGCUGGAGGGGGUGCUCUGUAAUACUCUGCCGUCUUGGGCACUCUGUCACGCGUGUCUAAUUGCUGGAAUGGCGCUACCGGUCGUUUUAACGUGUCAUCCGAUCAACAGAGCAGGAAUUUCGUUCGCUUCGUACUCCUGUUGCUACAAAAAGAAAAUAAAAAUGUUU
Molecule: messenger RNA, 4674 nt
Organism: Paramacrobiotus metropolitanus
Lineage: Eukaryota; Metazoa; Tardigrada; Eutardigrada; Parachela; Macrobiotidae
Exons: 10
Coding region: 57-4529 (1490 amino acids)
Biological process (GO): proteolysis
Molecular function (GO): zinc ion binding; metalloendopeptidase activity
Source: RefSeq, a predicted model, not a curated record